Fukomys damarensis (Damara mole-rat) is the source of this 2728-nucleotide messenger RNA. It is a transcript of the gene Pla2g7, whose product is annotated as phospholipase A2 group VII. The record is from RefSeq and is a predicted model, not a curated record. The transcript has 15 exons. NCBI's taxonomy places the organism in Eukaryota, Metazoa, Chordata, Mammalia, Rodentia, Bathyergidae. Gene Ontology annotation, molecular function: 1-alkyl-2-acetylglycerophosphocholine esterase activity. The coding region runs from base 538 to 1869 and encodes 443 amino acids.
AGCAGCUAACUGAUCUCCCAGUCUCCCAGCCUGCAGACACCCGUGUGGGACUGUGCAGCCUCUAACAGGGAAGAUAAGCUCCGGGGACACUGCUUGCCUCGCCGCCGCUGCGCUGGGGACCCUGGGGACCUCUCUGGAGGAGCUAGGCGCGCGCCCAGGCUUGUGUCUAUGUGACAUUCUGCAGGACUGGGAUGCCAGUAGACUUUGAGGACUGAUAACAACAUUCCUCCAAAGGCUUAAUCUCUCAAACAAGCCCACGACUGAGGAUCACCUUUGACCGAUAGAGAGAGAAAAGCAAGAGUGGGGCAUCAAACCAGACGUCUGUAGAAAACCCCCUAGCGUAUGUGCCACAAGGCGUGGGCAGUCCGGACAGGCUGAAGGGUGGAAUGGAGCAAGAGCUCAGCAACCUCCAAGGUGACAGACACUGCCCUGAUCUUAGAUGGUGUGUGUCCUUCACGGCCUUUAGCUGGGAGGGCACAAAGAUCGGGACAUGUGCACGUGGGAUUCAGCUCUGCAGAAGGUUCAGCUGAUCCCAGGAUGGUCCCACCCAAACUGCACAUGCUCUUCUGCCUCUGUGGCUGCCUGGCAUUGGUCCACCCUUUUAACUGGCAUGACAUAGAGCCUCUCACCUAUAUCCAGCCAUCAGCAUGGAUCCAAACAAUACAAUGGCUCCUGUCCACUGCCAGCUUUGGCCACAUGAAAAUCCCCAAGGGAAGUGGUCCUUACUCCGUGGGUUGUACAGACCUGAUGUCUGGUUACACUAACCAGAGCAUUUUCUUACGUUUGUAUUAUCCGUCGCAAGAUAAAGAUGGCCCUGAUACCUUUUGGAUACCAAAUAAAGAAUAUUUUGAGGGUCUUAGUAGAGUCCUUGGAUCACCCAGUUUCGUGGGCAAAGUUUUCAACUUAUUAUAUGGCUCAAAGACUGUCCCUGCAAAGUGGAAUUCUCCUCUGAGAACUGGUGAAAAAUACCCAUUAAUUAUUUUUUCUCAUGGUCUUGGAGCAUUCAGGACAAUUUAUUCUGCUAUUGGCAUGGACUUGGCGUCUAAUGGGUUCAUAGUCGCUGCUGUAGAACACAGAGACGAAUCUGCCUCUGCUACUUACUACUUCCAGGACCAGUCUGCGGCAGAAUCGAGCAACAAGUCUUGGCUCUACUUCAGAUCUGCAAAAGCAGAGUCAGAGACGCUGCGAAAAGAGCAGGUUCGGCACCGAGGAAAGGAGUGUUCCCAGGCUCUCAGUUUGCUUCUCGACAUUGACGAGGGAAAGCCGGUGAAGAACGUGUUGGAUUUGCAGAUUGACUUGCAGCAACUGAAAGGCUCUCUUGCUAGGAAUAAAAUAGCAAUCAUUGGGCAUUCUUUUGGUGGAUCAACAGCUAUCCAGGUGCUAAGUGAAGACCAGCGAUUCAGGUGCGGCAUUGCUCUGGAUCCAUGGAUGUUUCCAGUGGGGGAGGAGGUCUAUUCCAAAAUCCCUCAGCCCCUCUUUUUUAUCAACUCUGAACGGUUUCAAAGUGCCGGUGACAUUGUGAAACUGAAAAAAUUCUUCCAACCUCACAAAGAAAGAAAAAUGAUCGCAAUCAGGGGUUCAGUCCAUUACAAUUUUGUCGACUUCACUUUUGCCACUGGCAAAAUAAUUGGACAUAUGUUAUCACUGAAAGGAGACGUAGACUCGAAGGUGGCUAUGGACCUCAUCAACAAAGCUUCAUUAGCUUUCUUACAGAAGUAUUUAGGACUUCAUAAAAACUUUGACCAGUGGAACUCUCUGAUGGACGGAGACAAUGAGAAUCUUAUUCCACAGGUCCCAUUUGACACAGUCACCCUAUCUCCUACUCUGCAGCAGAGCUUGACAGGAACAGAGAAUGCGACUCUUGAUUAAAGGCAGUUCUUAAAAAGUUUCAUUUAAAAACCAUCCAGAAGAGAGAGGAUGCAUGUAAAGAAAGCGUGCAUUAAAAAAUACCAACCUAGGUUGUCGUUUUAUUAAAAUAAGCCUUUCUUAUUAUAACAGUUUAAAACUGCUUUUACAAGACUUUGAUAUUGUAAUAUUAAUGUGUACUAAGAAAUGUGUAUUAAAUGGGCCAGAUGGUAAUGAAAGUAUCUCGAUGGCAUAAGGUUCCCUAACACACAGUAAAAAUAGACAUUUACUGAACAGAGGUACCAUUGGUAUCAGAGUUACAGGCUGGGGACCCUGGCCUGUGAAGGAUAACAAAGGAAACAUUUAGAAUUAUACUUUUCUUCAUUUUCCCAACUAAUUUUAAUAGAUUUAAAAUUCUAUAUGUAGCAGUGGUGUAACAGUUAGCUGGUGGUUAAACAAUACCUUAAAUGUAGAAACACUUAUGAAUCUGGCAAUCAGGGGAAAUGUUUACCUUUCCCAUGAUGUUCACUAGUUAAUAUAUAAUUCUGAUCUAAGUUUGAUAUGGCUCCUACAAAUUUUCCAGAACUAAGUAUAAUGUAGCCCAUGUCAACAGGGCCAUCCACGCUUACCAAGCAAGCCUGGCCGAUGGACCAGUCUCUAGCUCCUUUGCCUGGUUGCUAAGCAAUGGUGUGUCCCGAUUUAGCACUUCAAGCCUAGUUUAAUGGCUAAAGGUGAAAACUCACUCAUUCUGAGAAAUCUGACUUCUCCUCACCUGUUGCCAUUCAGAAUAAAGUUGUCUAAAUGCAGAAUCUGACCCUUAGUUUGAAACUGACAGUUUUCUACAAUCUGGCUGCUGCAGCACACGCCCUUCCAUUUUUUUCUC